AUGUCCUCCAUUUGCGAGACCGCUUCCACUGAUGGUGAACAUUGCUUCGAGAAAAGCUGUCCUUGUAGGAGCCAGAAAUACGUCCUGUGCCCCUACCACAAGAAGACUUUCCUGUGCAACAGGCAUCGAUACACAGGAUGUUCUCAAUGUCAUUUGCCGGGCAGGUAUGAAGGAGGUGCAGCUUUCCACAGCCAAAGUUCAUGGGAUGCUCAAGAUGCAACAAGCCAGUGUCUCCUGGUUCGCCUCAAGCAGAUGAUCAGUGCUGGCGACCAUGACACAGCGGCUGAUCAGAUCGAGCGUCAACUUUCAGAAUUGAAGAACACCAGCGCAAGCGCUCGACUUCUGAAAGCUCAGCUCUUCCUGGAGAAAGGUCAUGCAUGGCAUUCCAUUGCAGGCGUGGAUGGCAUACAGACACAUGAGGAGAAGACCCAGUAUCUGGAAAAAGCUCAUGAUGCAUUUCGGACUUCGGUAGAACAAUUUCAAAACUAUGGCUUGUCAAAGAGGAACCCGCAAAGCUACGCCGAUGCCUUGCUGUCCGAAGCCAAUCUACAGGCUCGACUAGCAAAGCAUGGAGAGCAGGGUGAUCUCACCAAAGCCAAGAAGAAAGCGAAGAGUGCCGAAAGGAUUCUGAAGCGUUUGGAAUGCUCCACCGAAGGCACAGCGAUCCGGGUCCUUGGGGUCAUUUGGCUCACCUUAGGCGACCUUCCCAAAGCCAAGCAGCUUUUUCUAGCUGCGAUUCGUGCGUUCCGAAAUUCCGGCAAAGAGCUGGAAUCAAUUUGGUGCGCCGUAGCGCACUGGAACGUGCACAUCGUGCUGAAGGACCUUGGAAAGACAUCUGAUUCAUUGCCAUGGUUGAAGCGAGCAACCAUGCUGCGAGAACACAUCGAGGGUCCUGAUGCCCCUUAUGUAAAAAAGUAUCAUGAGUGGUUGGAUGGACUGUUGAAGGAGCUCGGAUGUGAGAAGUCCAAGAAUCAGAAACCUGAGACAAUGACUCAUGCCGAAUGGAAAGCACUUGACUUAGCCCUCAACGCUGGUUCGGCGUGCUUUUGACACCAUUCCGGUUUCAUGGCAUCCAGCAGCGAUCCUAUUUCAAUUUGAUUUACCGAAAAGAGCGCCAGCAGAGCUG
Molecule: messenger RNA, 1126 nt
Organism: Cladocopium goreaui
Lineage: Eukaryota; Dinophyceae; Suessiales; Symbiodiniaceae
Source: the annotation of a GenBank genome assembly